ACAGGAACAACAAAGAGGAGAAAGAGCCCGGGUUUUAAACCGACUUGAGAACACACCUGAACACGCAAUCAAGGAAAUUACCUGUCGUUCACAGUCGGGCAAAAGAAGUUGGUUUGCAUGUGAGGACAAGCGUCUGCCGAGCCAACCAUGGCGAACAAUGUAGAAGAUAUUGAAAACAAUAUGGACGAGCAGGAAACCAACGUGGCCUCGGAAACCCCCCAGCAGCCACAGGAGUCUGCAGUGACCAGAGUCCGGUCCAGAGGAGGCUCAGCAGGAGGAGGAGGAGGAGGAGGAGGAGGUGGCAAUGGUAGCGGCCCGGAGCAGAACGGACAGCCCCCCGCCGCUCGGCCUCCGCGGGUGGUGGAGACCGAGGAGGAGGAGGAGGAGGAGUUGACCUUGAAGUACGGGGCCAAGCACGUCAUCAUGCUGUUCGUCCCCGUGACCCUCUGCAUGGUGGUCGUCGUGGCAACUAUAAAGUCCGUCGGCUUCUACACCCACAACGACGGGCAGAGAUUGAUCUACACGCCGUUCCCCGAAGACACCGAAACGGUCGGCGAGAGAGCCCUCAACUCCAUCCUGAACGCCGCCAUCAUGAUCACCGUGAUCAUCGUCAUGACGCUGGUGCUGGUGCUGUUGUACAAGUACCGCUGCUACAAGGUGAUCCAAGGCUGGCUCUUCCUCUCCUCCCUCCUCCUGCUCUUCCUCUUCUCCUACAUUUACCUCAACGAGGUGCUGAAGAACUACAAUCUGGCCAUGGACUACUUCACCCUGGCGGUAAUAAUCUGGAACUUCGGCGUGGUGGGCAUGAUCUGUAUUCACUGGAAAGGACCGCUGCGGCUCCAGCAGGCCUACCUCAUCAUGAUCAGCGCCCUCAUGGCUCUGGUUUUCAUCAAGUACCUGCCCGAGUGGACCGGCUGGCUCAUACUAGCCGUCAUAUCCGUCUACGAUCUGCUGGCGGUGCUCUGUCCCAAAGGGCCUCUGAGGAUCCUGGUGGAGACGGCUCAGGAGAGGAACGAGCCCAUCUUCCCAGCGCUCAUCUACUCCUCGACAAUGGUGUGGAUCGUCAACAUGGCCGACACCGAAUGGCCGCCGCCGAAGAGGAACUCGACAGAAGCGGCGGCGGCGCCUCAACCAGAAUCUCAAGAAGCCGCGGCCUCGCCGCCCGCCGCGGGCUCGCCACCCGCCGCGGGCUCGCCACCCGCCGCCGCCGCCACCCGGCCGCAGGACGACGGCGGCUUCAGCUCCACGUGGGUCAACCAGCAGCAGCACCAGCUGGGGCCGCUGCACUCCACUGACCAGACCCGGCGGGAGAUCCAGGAGCUGCCGUCCGCUCGCCCUCCUCCCGAAGACGACGACGACGAGGAGAGGGGCGUCAAGCUGGGCCUCGGAGACUUCAUCUUCUACAGCAUGCUGGUGGGAAAGGCCUCGGCCACGGCCAGCGGCGACUGGAACACCACGCUCGCCUGCUUCAUCGCCAUCCUCAUCGGCCUGUGUCUGACGCUGCUCCUCCUCGCCAUCUUCAAGAAGGCGCUCCCCGCUCUGCCCAUCUCCAUCUUCUUCGGCCUCGUCUUCUACUUCGCCACGGACAACCUGGUCCAGCCCUUCAUGGACCGGCUGGCGCUGCACGAGUUCUACAUUUAGCCGGACGCCGCCCCCCCCCCCCCCCCCCCCCGAUGACCCCCUCGCCCACGUAGCCCUCCGGCCAACAACACGACGGCGCUCCCUGGGGGGCGGGGGGGGGGGAACAAAGGGCGAUGUGGGACCCCCCCCCCCCUGCAUCUUCUCCUAAAGAACUCACGAUGACGGGACGCACGUUGUUUUUGUUCUGCCUCUUUCAUUCCGGCACCAACGGAGGGUUUGCCCCUCGACGACGGUUCUUAGAUAUUUUAUUUCAGUUUUAAGCCAAGAAGUGAGAUUUCUUGCUCGUCCCGGGAAACUCCUCUUCAAAUCGCCGGCCGUCGGCCUCGGGCUUAUUCAAACCGAGGAGUUAGUCAGAGUGUUUUACCUUUUUUUUUAUUUAUCCAGGGUAGCUUUCACUACAGCAGCAACCGGCUUCCUCUUCACACAGAAUGAUACCUGGGAGCUGCCCAUCACAGUCCUCUACAACCGGGGCUUUGCAGCAGGUGCCUUGCUCAGGGACACCUCGUGGGGGGGGGGGGUUGGCUGUUUCACUAAAUCUCCCUUCAAAGACUUUGAUCAAACAUCUUCAUUUCUUUUUACUUCUGAGCUGCUGCCCCCCCCCCCCCCUCCCCGCUCCAAAAAACCCCAACUAAACCCAAGAUUUUAAAAAGCCUUCGUGAAACUAACGGACGCUGUACGAUGAUGUUGAUCACAGGUAUGCGUGUAGUUUGAUUGUGUAUGAGCUGUCAGUCACCAGACGUGCUUUCUUCACCGCUGUUAAGAAGGGUUGAGACGUGUUGUUUUUGUUGUUUUCCCCACUCUGGAGGCGCGAGAACCAAAACGGAAAGAUUGACACCGAGCGCGAUGUCUAGAGCCCGUGAAUCACCGGCACAAGAAAAGAAGAGGACAACUUGAUUCGUCUUUAGAAUUACGAUCCGAGUAUAAAUGCGCCGCGCGGCUCGUCGCCACGUUUCCCGCCGUUGAUUUAGCGUCAAAUCACAUUUGAAGAGGGAAGUUGACACAAACACUCACGCCUGAGACUCGCCUGCCACGUCAGUCCCGUUCUGUGAGCCACUGAGCAGUCGGCGGUCCGGUGCCUUGCUCAAGGGCAAAUCAGUAGAUGUAGUCGUUGUUGUUGUUAUUGUGGGACAGAAAUGUGCUUUUCAUUCUCUUCCCCGACUGAGAUUUGUUUUUGUUUUUUUCAAUCUGUCCAGUGUUGUAACCUGUGGUCAUCUGGUCUCAAGCUCUGACCCGUUUGGGCUCGAGCCGCCCUCACGACGCUCGCCCGGUGCCGUCUGGAACUAUGCCUCAUCAAAACACUUUGAUUAUUUCGACUAUACGCCGACACCGGGUGUGUGCUUUUCAAGAAGUGCAUAAGAGGCACUUUGUACUUUUUGAAACACGAGGGCGAAUGUUAACGGGGUUCCUUCACAGAUCAGGAAUAUCUGGGAGUGAAAACAAAGAAAACCUUUUUGACCUAUCGAUGUGCAUGUUUUGAGACAAAAACUCUCGUUCCUGAUGAAAGAGUUGAGCAUUAUUUGCUGAAUCGUCUAUUUUAACCAUGUUAAAAACAAAGCAACAAGUUUUAAACCAAGGCAAAAAUUCUGUUUUGGUUAAAUAUUAAUGUCUGUGAACCCAAACUGGCUUCUCACAUAUGAGAUGAAGCAGCUAGACGGAGGAAGACGAGCAGCACCGGUUGCUCUUUUGUUGUUGCACUCGAGUUUCAUGCUUUCAGAGCAGAAAGAGGGAGACAUUUAGUUUGUCAUGAAACUUAUUUUUGUUUUGAGGGAAUAUGUUGGGUGACUGUUUUUUUUCUGUCCUUCACAUGCAUAUGUGUGUUAUGCAAGGUUAUUCAAUUCAGAUUGUGUUUUUUAAUAAAUAAUGAAAGUUAAAGUA
Messenger RNA from Pseudoliparis swirei, 3516 nucleotides. It is a transcript of the gene psen1, whose product is annotated as presenilin 1. Gene Ontology annotation, biological process: membrane protein ectodomain proteolysis; negative regulation of apoptotic process; Notch receptor processing. The record is from RefSeq and is a predicted model, not a curated record. The transcript is spliced from 11 exons. Bases 148 to 1641 code for a protein of 497 amino acids. Gene Ontology annotation, molecular function: beta-catenin binding; aspartic endopeptidase activity, intramembrane cleaving; cadherin binding. Gene Ontology annotation, cellular component: apical plasma membrane; cell surface; lysosomal membrane. NCBI's taxonomy places the organism in Eukaryota, Metazoa, Chordata, Actinopteri, Perciformes, Liparidae.